Messenger RNA from Cucurbita maxima (winter squash), 2123 nucleotides. RefSeq names its product protein NUCLEAR FUSION DEFECTIVE 4-like. The record is from RefSeq and is a predicted model, not a curated record. NCBI's taxonomy places the organism in Eukaryota, Viridiplantae, Streptophyta, Magnoliopsida, Cucurbitales, Cucurbitaceae. The transcript has a single exon. Bases 197 to 1954 code for a protein of 585 amino acids. Gene Ontology annotation, cellular component: membrane.
ACAAGGUAACUACCAAAACAAAAUCCAUUAAAUCCCCGCUUAAUCCACUCCAAAUAAAGCAAUUUAGAUUGAAAUUUAAACUAAAACUCAAACUAUUUAAUCUCCCUUUUUCCCUUUUCUCCACCAAAAAUUCAAUCAUAUCUUAGAAAAUUCCGCCCAAAAGAGAGAGAAAAAAACCCAGUUCAUAGAUCCAGAAAUGGGUGCAGAAACUCCCACAAACAGGGGAGCCGACGCCGGCCGGGGCGGCGGAUUGCUCCAAUUUGCGCUGCACGUGUUAAAAGGCCGGUGGUUCACUGUCUUCGCCACAUUUCUGAUCAUGGCCGGCGCCGGCGCCACUUAUCUCUUCGGCGUCUACUCGAAACAGAUCAAAUCCACGCUCGGAUACGACCAGACGACACUAAAUCUGAUGGGUUUUUUCAAGGAUCUCGGAGCCAAUGUCGGUGUACUCUCCGGCUUAGUGGCGGAGGUGACACCGACAUGGUUCGUCCUCCUCCUCGGCUCCGUCUUGAACUUCACCGGCUACUUCAUGAUCUGGCUCGCCGUUACUGGCCGGAUCGCAAAACCCAAAGUCUGGCAAAUGUGUCUUUACAUCUGCGUUGGCGCAAAUUCUCAAAACUUCGCCAAUACCGGCGCGUUGGUCACUUGCAUCCAGAAUUUCCCCGAGAGCCGUGGCGCUAUGAUGGGCCUUUUAAAGGGCUUCACAGGGCUGAGCGGCGCUAUUCUUACACAGAUUUAUUUAGCCGUUUACGGCGAGGACGCCACUGCGUUGAUCCUUCUAAUUGCGUGGCUUCCGGCGGCUCUCUCCGUCGUGUUCAUUUUCAAUAUCCGAAAGCUCAAGGCGGAGAGACGGCCAAACGAGACAAGGGUUUUUUACCAUUUCCUUUAUGUCUCAAUUGGGUUGGCGAUUUUCAUUAUGCUUAUGAAUAUUAUUCAGAAGGAAGUGGAAUUCAAUCAUACGGCUUAUGCGUUAAGCGCCACCGUAAUUUGUGCUCUGCUUUUCCUUCCUCUGUUCAUCGUGAUUAGAGAAGAGCUUCAGAUUUGGAAUUCUAAGAUCAACCCACCAAUUCCAAUCGAAAACCCAACAGAACCCAAAAUUUCCACAGAUGAAUCAAAGGAAAUCAAGAACAAUCCAGACCCAAAACCAUACCCACCGCCGCCGUCCUGUUUCUCCAGCAUCUGCGACAAACCAGCAAGAGGCGACGACUACACAAUCCUCCAAGCCCUUCUCAGCAUCGACAUGAUGGUGCUUUUCAUCGCAACAUUCUGCGGCCUCGGCACAAGCUUAACCGCCGUCGACAAUUUGGGGCAGAUCGGAGAAUCCCUCGGCUACCCAUUAAAAACAGUAAAAUCCUUCGUUUCAUUAGUAAGCAUAUGGAAUUACUUCGGAAGAGUAUUCUCCGGCUUCGUCUCCGAAACCCUUCUCGCAAAAUUCAAAUUCCCAAGACCUUUAAUGAUGACAUUGGUUCUUCUUCUAUCUUGCAUCGGCCAACUCCUAAUCGCCUUCCCAAUUCCCGGCUCCGUCUACAUUGCAUCGGUCAUCAUCGGAUUCUCCUUCGGCGCGCAGCUUCCGUUACUUUUCGCCAUAAUUUCCGAGCUCUUCGGCCUUAAAUAUUUCUCCACUCUGUUCAAUUGCGGCCAAAUCGCAAGCCCGUUGGGGUCGUACAUUCUGAACGUGAAGGUCGCCGGAAUGAUGUACGAUGCGGAGGCGUUGAAGCAGCUGAAGGAGAUGGGGAUAGACAGGGCGGCGGUGAAGGAAUUGACCUGCAUUGGAAAGCGGUGUUACAGGAAAUCGUUUACGUUAAUGGCGAUUGUGACGUUUGUUGGGGCUCUGGUUUCGCUGGUUUUGGUGAUGAGGACGAGGGAGUUUUACAGAGGAGACAUUUACAAGAGGUUCAGAGAGGAAGUGAAGGAGGAGACAAGUCGGGGAGAGGCUGCCGCUGUGGAAUCCAAGUGAGAUUCUUCUAAAUGGGCUUUUAUUCCGAUGGGCCGGCCCAACAGUUAGAACUGAGAAUCCGUCCUUUUAUUUUUUUUUAAUAUAAAAAGAUUUUUAAGUAUGCUUUGGUGUAGUUUUAAGUAUUUUUUGUUGUAGUUUAUUGUAAGAGUAUUUUCAAUAUAAAACUAAA